GGAGCGGAAGUACAGUCACUCGCCAUUUUGAAGAAGAAAAAAAUCGGCUAGCGACCGAGCAUUGACUUCUUUGAGUGCAACGUGAUAGUACCGCUGGAAGAUAAUGCGUGUUACAGAGCUGCUUUAAAGUUCGCUCACUCAGCUGUUUAGUUGUGAAUCGUACUGUAGUACUUCUAUAACUGCACAUUGCUCUUCUAGCCAUGUCUACAGAUCCAGCAGCCGACCAGGCGGCGGAGUAUGUCCCAGAGAAGGUGAAGAAGGCAGAGAAGAAGUUGGAAGAAAACCCAUAUGACCUUGACGCUUGGAGCAUUCUGAUUCGAGAAGCACAGAAUCAACCAAUUGAUAAAGCAAGGAAGACAUACGAGCGACUUGUCACACAGUUUCCAAGUUCUGGCAGAUUCUGGAAACUAUUCAUUGAAGCUGAGGUGAAGGCAAAAAACUAUGACAGGGUAGAAAAGUUGUUUCAAAGAUGUCUGAUGAAAGUGUUGCACAUUGACCUGUGGAAAUGUUACCUCGCCUAUGUGCGAGAGACCAAAGGAAAGCUCCCAAGCUAUAAGGAGAAGAUGGCCCAGGCAUACGACUUUGCUUUGGAUAAAAUUGGCAUGGAAAUUAUGUCAUAUCAGAUUUGGGUGGACUACAUUAAUUUCCUCAAGGGAGUUGAGGCUGUGGGCUCAUAUGCAGAGAACCAGCGAAUAACGGCAGUGCGGAGAGUCUACCAGAGAGGCUGUGUGAAUCCCAUGAUUAACAUAGAGCAACUCUGGAGAGAUUAUAGCAAAUACGAGGAGGGAAUCAAUAUACACUUGGCCAAGAAAAUGAUUGAGGAUCGAAGCAGAGACUACAUGAAUGCAAGGAGAGUGGCGAAGGAGUAUGAGACUGUGAUGAAAGGGCUUGACAGGAAUGCGCCCUCGGUGCCGCCCCAGAACUCGCCCCAGGAGGCUCAGCAGGUGGAUAUGUGGAAGAAGUACAUCCAGUGGGAAAAAAGUAACCCUCUGCGCACAGAAGAUCAGACGCUCAUCACAAAGAGAGUGAUGUUUGCCUAUGAGCAGUGCCUACUGGUGCUGGGGCACCAUCCUGAUGUGUGGUAUGAGUCAGCUCAGUAUCUAGAGCAGUCGAGCAAGCUUUUGGCAGAGAAAGGGGACAUUAAUAACUCCAAGCUGUUCAGUGAUGAAGCUGCUAACAUCUAUGAGCGUGCGAUUGGGACGCUACUCAAGAAGAACAUGCUUCUUUAUUUCUCAUUCGCCGAUUAUGAAGAAAGCCGUAUGAAGCACGAGAAGGUGCACAACAUCUACAAUAAACUGCUUGCCAUCGAGGAUAUCGACCCCACGUUGGUUUACAUCCAGUACAUGAAGUUUGCCAGGAGGGCGGAGGGCAUCAAAUCAGGCCGCACCAUCUUCAAAAAGGCCCGUGAGGAUUUGCGCACACGCCACCAUGUGUACGUCACAGCAGCGCUGAUGGAAUACUACUGCAGCAAGGAUAAAUCUGUGGCCUUUAAGAUUUUUGAGCUUGGUUUGAAGAAAUAUGGAGACAUUCCAGAAUAUAUACUUGCAUAUAUCGAUUACCUCUCACACCUUAACGAGGAUAACAACACGAGGGUUCUCUUUGAACGAGUCCUCACCUCAGGAAACCUUUCACCAGAGAAGUCAGGAGAGAUCUGGGCCCGUUUUCUGGCGUUUGAGAGCAACAUAGGCGACCUGGCCAGUAUUCUGAAGGUGGAGCGACGCCGUUUCACUGCCUUCAAGGAGGAGUACGAGGGCAAAGAAACGGCCUUGCUUGUAGACAGAUAUAAAUUCAUGGAUCUGUAUCCUUGCUCCACCAGUGAACUCAAGGCUCUAGGAUACAAGGAUGUGACUCGUGCCAAACUACCACUGCUUCCUGAAACUGUGGCAGUGCCCUCCGCGCCCACACUGAAGGAUGAAAUAGACCGAAGACCAGAGUACCCCAAACCAGACAUCAAUCAGAUGAUCCCCUUCCAGCCGCGCCACAUGGCCCCCCCAGGCCUGCACCCUGUGCCGGGCGGAGUCUUCCCAGUCCCCCCGGUGGCCGUCCUCCUAAUGAAGUUGCUUCCCCCACCCACAUGUUUUACUGGUCCUUUCGUUCAAGUGGAUGAGCUCAUUGAGACUUUCAGGAGAUGUACACUUCCCGAGACUGUUGAAGCUGCUGUGGAGCUCAUCACUGGAAGACUGCCUGACGGUAGCGGUGAGGGCAACGGCGCUGUGGAGAACCACGCCGCCACUAAGUCACUUAAGCGGCCCAAUGCCGACUCAGACGAGGAAGAUGACAAAGGGGUGGCGCCGCCCAUCCACGACAUCUAUCGUGCUCGCCAGCAAAAGCGGAUUCGAUAAGAGUGGACACUGCGGCAUGAAUCUUACAAGAAUGUAACACGCGGCCAAAGGAGGUGAUAUUUUUGUGUUUUUGGAGAGUGUUGAGCUGACGGAAGUUCUGUACAGCAGCCACACAUACUACGCACCCUAAGCCUGAGUGUCCUUGUGUUUUAUGUUGAAAGACUGACUUAUACUGUACAAAGUUUUUAAUCCAACCAUCAUCAGUUGUGGCAAAGAGCUCUGUUUUUGGCCUUGUGAUGUUUCAUCGAUGGGAAAUAUUUUUAGAAAACUUGAGAUGUUCUUUCUCAAUAAAAGUGUACAUUAAGUACAUCUUUUUUUCAUCUUUUUGUUUAGCCUCCCAACAUGAAAAACAAUUAUGUCCAACCUAAGUAGAACUUGAAAGAAUCCGACCCUCUAGCCAGACCGCUGGAAUCACGCCAACCGAACCGCCAGACCCGCGCUGGCGCAGCUCCAACGACCUGGGCCGGCGAGAACCCGACAAUCUGGCUGGAUGGCCAAACUCCGCGCGUUCACCUUAGUCUUAACCCUCAGUACUGACUUCAUUUUGAAAGGUUUGAAGAAAGCUCACCGAAAGCAAGUUGCCAAUUUAUUCAGGUCGACAGCGAUCAAACAGAAAGGCGAAACAGACUCAGGCGAGGAGGCAAACUCUUUACAAGGUCACCAUAUUAGAAGUCAACAAAAGGUUCCCGGGAAAAAAAUGACAACGCUUAGUUAAACAUGCAGUCAUUUGAAGGCUUUUGCUGGGCGGGCCGUGGGCAGGAAGAAGGGUGUGUUUUGGAUUAUUGUCUGUUUGUGGAUUGGACAGGAGGAUUCGGGAGUUACUAUUGUCAGGGCAACGAGGGUUGUGGAUUUUGCCACCUCAGCGUCAAAGGGGAUCUUGGAGUCUUAUCAGUUGGAUAUCGGGCGUUCUCCAGUGCUCCUUGUGUUGGGACAGAGCGUCCCGCCAUUUGUUCUAAUCUAGUGUCCGGGAGAACUGAUUGCGAUAGUUGGUGCGUCAAUCUUGCUCAGUCAGUUGUAUGACGCAUGCGCUGGGCUUCCGUGAUGUGUUAUCUCUUAUGCCCUAUAUUCUGUUUGUUUUCCUUAAACUAUGGUAUAAGUGCUAUUUAUUUUAUAUUGGGUGUGUUAGAGUAAUACAAACAGUAAAUACGAGAAACGAUACGAUUCCCUGAUUGAUUAUAUUAAGUGUUUUAGAGUAAUGAAAACAGACAGUGCCUACGAGAAAAAGUACUCUCUCCUUCAAACUAUUAACCUAAGCCCAAAACAGUUAACCCACGAUACUGGUCAUGUACUUUAUUAGUUGUACGACUCACAGGGGGGCUCUAAACCUGAAAAAGCCACUGAUAGGAAAAUGGGAGGUCAACAUCCCAACUGGGAAGCAGUAUUUUACAUCUUUCCAACACUACAAUGGCUAUAGAAAAUAGACAAUACCUGUGCAGGCAGUUGUAUGUGUUCUCUUAGACAAUACCUGUGCAAGCAGUUGUAUAUGUUCUAAUCUUUACAUGUUUGAUUAACUAAGGCCAAACUUUAUUUA
Corythoichthys intestinalis (scribbled pipefish) is the source of this 3873-nucleotide messenger RNA. It is a transcript of the gene cstf3, whose product is annotated as cleavage stimulation factor, 3' pre-RNA, subunit 3. Gene Ontology annotation, molecular function: mRNA binding; protein binding. Gene Ontology annotation, biological process: mRNA 3'-end processing. The coding region runs from base 201 to 2342 and encodes 713 amino acids. The transcript is spliced from 20 exons. NCBI's taxonomy places the organism in Eukaryota, Metazoa, Chordata, Actinopteri, Syngnathiformes, Syngnathidae. The record is from RefSeq and is a predicted model, not a curated record. Gene Ontology annotation, cellular component: nucleus.